Messenger RNA from Prorocentrum cordatum, 843 nucleotides. NCBI's taxonomy places the organism in Eukaryota, Dinophyceae, Prorocentrales, Prorocentraceae. The record is from the annotation of a GenBank genome assembly.
AUGGCGCGCCGCGCGCGCAGCUCCGGCGCCGCCGUGGCAUUCGCGGCUGCGGCGGCAGUGGCUGGCUGCACGGGUUGGAGUUUCUUGCUGCCGGGCGCGAGCAGUCAGCAGGGCUCCCGGCGCGAGGCGCUCGGCGCAGGCCUAUUGGGAGCCCUGGCCGCGGGCGCACAGGUGGCCGAGGCAUACGAGCUCCCCCCGCUGGGUUACGCGUACGACGCGCUGGAGCCCUCAAUCGACAAGGCGACCAUGGAGUUCCACCACGACAAGCACCACAACACGUACCUCACGAACAUCAAUAAGGCCCUGAAGGACAAGGAGGAGCCCUCGAUCCUCGACCUGCAGAAGGGCGCGAUAAAGGCUGGCAAUGCGGUUCGCAACAACGGAGGUGGCUUCUACAAUCACAACAUGUUCUGGACCGAGAUGGCGCCAACGGGCACUGGAGGCAAGCCUUCUGGAGCUCUGGCUGCCGCUAUCGACAAGGCUUUCGGGUCUUUCGAUGACAUGAAGGCGAAGUUCGAGGCAGCAGGUGCCCCUGGCGCACGCUUUGGCUCAGGGUGGGUGUGGCUCGUGGUCACCAAGGACAAGGGCUUGGCCAUCACGUCGACCCCGAACCAGGACAACCCGUUGAUGGACGGUGUUGAGGGGACACCCGGCAUUCCCAUCCUCGGCUGCGACGUUUGGGAGCAUGCCUACUACCUGAAGUAUCAGUUCAAGCGUCCCGACUACAUCAAGGCUUGGUGGAACGUCGUGAAUUGGCCGGUGGUGGGCCAGUGGUAUGAUGGCGCCCUACAGGGCAAGGCCCCGACGACUAAGGGCAGUGAGACUGCUUCAUUCGCGCUCUAG